UGUGGGCUAUAAUGUACUUGGGAUGGGUUUACCGUUGCCUAUUGUUUCUGAUGGGGCGUUAAUUGGUGUGGCACCCCGGAACUCUUCCUCAGUUCUGGAAGAUUGGCAAGGGAUUGGGAGUAAUAAAUGCUAUUGGAUCGAGACCCCUCAUCUCUCCUGCCUCUUCAAUCAUCCAAAGACUCUUAUUUUUGUUAUUUUAAUGUAAUGGUCGGUUCAUGUCCGUUACAUAAACUGGUGCCGUGACCUUUCAAGGAUUCUACUGAUCAUCCACAACUGAUCUCCGGGGUCCAGCUGCCUGCUGUGGAGGGUUCGAGUGACGCAGAUGGAUCUUGAAGUUGAUUGAGGUUUUUGCUUUUGGAGUAUACAGUGUCAUUUAAUUUCAACUGAUAUUGUUUUUCAUUGCUGAAAGGUUGAACAAAGUGACAUAAUUUGCCAUUCCUGAUUUAUGUUUGUUUAUGACUACUAUUUAGUAACUGAGUUUUUUUCAUUAUGGAUGGUGACAUGUUUAGCCUCUACUCUCACACUCCUGUAGCUGGUGCGGGUAGGGGCAGGGGCAUUUUUUCACUGAGGGGAGGGGAAGUUAAACAGUUAGCUUUCACUGACGCUUUGGGGGCGAAUAACACCAUGACUACACACCCAGUAGGGUCCACUUAUGUCAUCCCAACACCACAGCCACAUGUUAGUGAUGGGGAAGGGGAUUUGACGGCACAGGCAGGAAUGUCCACUGGGGGCCCCACAUCCUCCACGCCCAUUUCACCUCCCAGUGGCAAUGACCCCUCAGCUGAGCUCCGUGAUCUAAUUACUGAAUUGGGGAAUCGGAUUGGGGAUUCAAUAGCCAGUCGGCUUCUCACCACAACUCAGCCCCUCUCACCAUCAUGUGAUCCAGCUCCCCCUGUGGCGACAGACAGAAACGAGCAAUCCAGUAACAUCAGUGGUACUCUUGAUCUCACCAAAGUCAACGUGGUAGUCAAGCCAGAUGUUCGUGAGCCUGCCGUGUUCAGAGGGGAGGGGACAGAUAAAUGCACUGUGCAGGAGUGGAUAGAGUUGAUGGAAGUGUAUUUGCGAAAAAAGAAAUGCCCCACUUCAGAUCAAGUUGAAGAGAUCCUAAGUCAUUUAAUGGGGAGGGCCAAGAAAAUAGUGAAAGUGGGUUUGAAGAGUAGCCCAAACAGUGCAGCUCAACCAGACAUGAUCUAUGAUAUCCUACGCCGAUAUUUCAGUGAGUCCCCUGUGUCGUGCUUACCACUGGCUGACUUUUAUGCCACCCAACCCAGUGCGGGCGAGAAUCCAGUCGAUUAUUGGGUGCGGUUGAAUACAGCAGCGGAGCAGGCAGAUCGUCACCUGAGAAAAGAGGGUAGGAAAUUAGAGAACAUGAGUGCUGAAAUCUCUAUGAUGUUCAUUAGGAACUGCAGUGAUCCUGAAUUGUCCAGUGGUUUCAAGAGCAAGCCCAUGAGCAAGUGGACUUCGACAGAGGUGCAAGAAGCGAUAGAUGAAUAUCAGAGGGAGUUCUUGUCCAAGAGAAAGUCAGGGGAAGUCAAACCACUUAAAGUGACGGCGGCUGUCGCUCACUCCAUGCCAGAUGUGAAAGAGGUGGUGACUGCUCGCGAGCCUAGUUCGCCUAGCCCAUCCAGACCCAGCGAGUCCUCCAGUGCGGAGGGGGGUGCGUUCGAGCGUGUCCUGUGUAUGCUGGAGAGGGUACUGGAGAAGACGAACCAGGCUGCUCCACCGGGCGUCACACAACCGGGUGUCACACAACCUGGUCAGUGGGUUCGAGUCUCCCCCUGCCGUGUCUGUGGUGACAGUGGGCACUCCACAAGAUCGCACUGCAUGAGAGAAAAGAGGUGCCUUGCUUGCUUCGAAAUUGGACAUCAGAAAAAGGAUUGCACAAAGCGCAGGGCAGCUAUGCCCAACACCACUGCGCCGGCCCAGGGAAACUUAGCCACCCGCAUGUGAGAGGGGACAGUGUGGGUGCCUU
Molecule: messenger RNA, 1972 nt
Organism: Engraulis encrasicolus (European anchovy)
Lineage: Eukaryota; Metazoa; Chordata; Actinopteri; Clupeiformes; Engraulidae
Exons: 2
Coding region: 490-1950 (486 amino acids)
Molecular function (GO): nucleic acid binding; zinc ion binding
Source: RefSeq, a predicted model, not a curated record